This is a messenger RNA of Podospora pseudocomata, 561 nucleotides long. RefSeq lists its product as uncharacterized. NCBI's taxonomy places the organism in Eukaryota, Fungi, Ascomycota, Sordariomycetes, Sordariales, Podosporaceae. The record is from RefSeq and is a predicted model, not a curated record. Bases 1 to 561 code for a protein of 186 amino acids. The transcript has 2 exons.
AUGUCCGUUCGUCGCCUCCAUGGUGUACAACAGCUCGAUGGUUACCAGGCUAUUGACGAAGACGGCGCUGCUCUGAUCGGUGUCAUUUCUGCGCUAGAGUCAUGUCCCCCUGUCAAAGAAAGCUGCUUUCCUACGCAAGUGUCAGGAAGGGCUGCGAUGCCGUUGAACCGCAACAAUAUGGCCCAAUGGUGGAUCGAUGGUUGGGAGAAACUCAUCAUCAUCACGACGUCCCAGUGGAAACCUAUUCGCAAUCAAGAUUGGUGGAAGGAGUUGUCGCAGAUGUUGGGUCACUAUCAAUGCACGGCUGUGAGGUUGCCGUUUGGUAUGUACCUCCUGAAAAGCAUUGGGCUGGCCAAGCUGGAGGAGUACAUAAAGCUCAUAAAGGAGAAAAAUAAGGUAGCGGAACAGUGGGAAGACGAGAAGGCAAAGAAGGCAGGAGAAGAGAAGAAAGUAUUGGAGGAGGAAAAGAAAGUAUUGGAGGAGGAAAAGAAAGUAUUGGAGGAGGAAAAGAAAGUAGAGGAGGAGGAUGACAAAGGUGGACCAGAUGUCGAGUCGGAUUGA